GAUGUACGGGUGCCAUCUCUAUUAUCAGGUUACACUGUUCGAGGCAAGAAAUAAUAAUAACAAUAAUAAUUAAAAGUGUAAGCAAAAGAUAGCCAUGGCCCACGACCGCGAGGUGUUGCGCAUGAUAUGGGAGGGCCAGAUUGGCAUCUGCUUCCAGGCUGACCGCGACGAGAUAGUGGGCAUCAAGCCAGAGCCCUUCUACCUGAUGGUCUCCCGCCUCAGCUACUUGCCGCUGGUCACCGAUAAGGUGCGCAAGUAUUUCACCCGCUACAUUGCCGCCGAGCAUCAGGAUGGUGCCGUUUGGUUCGACUACAACGGGACGCCGCUGCGGCUGCACUAUCCAAUUGGUGUGCUGUACGAUUUGCUGCAUCCGGAGGAGGACUGCACACCCUGGGGCCUGACAAUACAUUUUUCCAAAUUCCCAGAGGACACGCUGGUCAAAAUGAAUUCAAAGGAGCUGCUGGAGUCGCACUACAUGUCUUGCCUGAAGGAAGCGGAUGUGCUGAAACAUCGCGGCCUGGUCAUAUCGGCCAUGCAAAAGAAGGACCACAAUCAGCUCUGGCUGGGCCUGAUCAAUGAUAAAUUUGAUCAGUUUUGGGCAGUCAACAGACGCCUCAUGGAGCCCUACGGCGACCAGGAGUCAUUCAAAAACAUUCCCGUUCGCCUCUACAACGAUGAUGAUUUCACGUACACGCAAAAACUGAUCUCGCCCAUAAUCGAAAGUGGACAAAAGAAGAGCCUCGCCGACCUGAUGGCCGAAUUAUCAACACCUGAACGCAAAGCGGUUGGAUUUCGCACCCAUGGAAUCGAUCUGCACGAGGAGACGCAGGUGCAAUGGAUGUCCGAGCACCUGAGUUAUCCUGACAAUUUUCUGCAUUUAUCUGUGGACUACAAGGAUGUCUAGCCAUAACUCCCUUUCUUCUGUGUGUGUGUGUGGGUGUGUGUGCAUAUAUACUCGAAAUCGUAUUGUCCCAGUCCAUAUAUGCAUGUAUGGUAUUUUCCACCCAUAUUUGAUUCCAGCGUUCCCAGGGCGAUCGCAUGCGAUCGAUUUAUAUAGUAAUUUGUACACAUACAUACAUACGUACCCAUAUUUGUGUAUGUAUAUGUAUAGUUUUUUAAGCAA
Messenger RNA from Drosophila guanche, 1123 nucleotides. It is a transcript of the gene Atg5, whose product is annotated as autophagy protein 5. The transcript has 6 exons. The coding region runs from base 95 to 904 and encodes 269 amino acids. Gene Ontology annotation, biological process: C-terminal protein lipidation; autophagosome assembly; autophagy of mitochondrion. The record is from RefSeq and is a predicted model, not a curated record. Gene Ontology annotation, cellular component: Atg12-Atg5-Atg16 complex; cytoplasm; phagophore assembly site membrane. Lineage: Eukaryota; Metazoa; Arthropoda; Insecta; Diptera; Drosophilidae.